CCCUUUUACUACUAGUAUAUCAAUAUCAAUAUUAUCAUUAUAUGCAGCAGAGUGAACCAGAAUACCUUUUUGCCUUACUCUUCUUCUCCAUAUCCCUUUGCCUUUUUGGUCACCAAAACAACCUCUAUAGAAGUUGGUUUACCUCUUCCUCUUAACCAAAUUCUUCUUUUUCUUCCUAUGUAUAGGACUUAGGACUAUGCAGUAAUGAUGAAUAAUCAGUUCAAGAAAUGAUGAUGAACUUCUCAAAAACUGAUUCUGAGUAUUAUUCUUUGUGGUCAUUUAGUGUCUUUCUCUUCUUUCUUUUGUGUCCUUCAUUUGGUCUUAACAUAGAUGGAACUCUCUUGUUAUCUUUCAAAUACUCAAUUCUUGAUGACCCUUUAUCAGUUCUUGAUAAUUGGGAUUAUAAUGAUGCAACCCCUUGUUUAUGGACUGGUGUAACUUGUGCACCAGAUAUGUUUAGAGUCACAAGUUUAGUCCUACCAAAUUCUAAGCUUCUUGGUUCUAUUCCAACACAAUUAGGCUUCAUUCAACAUCUACAUACUAUUGACCUGUCUAAUAAUUUCUUUAAUGGAACUCUUCCUAUUUCACUUUUCACUGCUUCUGAACUUCAAGUACUUUCACUGUCCAACAAUGCUAUUUCUGGUGAAAUUCCUGAGUCAAUUGGAGGGUUAAAGAGCUUAAAACUUCUCAAUCUUUCUGUCAAUGCAUUUACUGGAAAUGUUCCACAAAAGCUGACUUCUUUACAGAAUUUAGCUGUUGUUUCUUUAAGGAACAACUUCUUUUCUGGUACAAUACCAAGUGGAUUUCAGUUUGUUGAAAUGUUGGAUCUUUCUUCUAACUUGUUGAAUGGAACAUUACCUGAUGAAUUUGGUGGUGAUAGCUUGAAAUACUUGAACCUUUCUUCUAACAAGUUGUCAGGUUUAGUUUCACCACAAUUUGCCAAGAAAAUACCAGCAAAUGCUACUAUUGACCUUUCAUUCAACAACCUUACAGGAGAAUUACCAGAAUCUAUAGCUUUGUCCAAUCAGAAAACAGAGUUUUUUGCUGGAAAUAUAGAUCUUUGUGGCAAACCACUCAAGAAACUAUGUACUAUCCCUUCAACUUUAUCAUCUCCACCUAAUGUCACCACAAACACUUCUUCUCCAGCAAUUGCAGCUAUCCCAAAAGAAAUUAACUCAACCCCACUUCAAGAUUCAGCUAGAAAUACAGAAAGUGCAGGUCAAGAUCAACCACAACAUGGGCUUAAACCAGGAGCAAUAGUGGGGAUCAUAGUUGGUGAUUUAGCUGGUGUUGGUGUUCUUGCUAUUGUCUUUCUUUAUGUUUACAAAUUGAAGAAGAAAAAAGCAAGUGAAGCAAAUAUAGAAAGCUCAAUUGACAAAGACCAAAAAUACAACAAAACUCCAGAACCAGCAGUACUUGUUCUAAAACAAAAAAAUACUAGUACUACAAGAAGUUCAAGUCUUGCAAAUUGGCCAUGUUUGACUAUAACAAAUGGUGAAGAAACUUCAGCAACUGGUUCAGAUACUGAUGACAACAAAACCCAAGAAAUUGAAGAACAAGUUGAGUAUGAAAUGGAUGAGAAGAAAAAGAAAGAAAGGUCAUUUGUAAUGGUGGAUGGUGAAACAGAAUUAGAGCUAGAGACUUUGUUAAAAGCUUCAGCUUAUAUUUUGGGAUCAAGUGGAGCUAGUAUCGUGUACAAAGCUGUGUUAGAAGAUGGAACUGCAUUUGUUGUUCGGAGAAUAGGAGAAAAUGGUGUUGGAAAAUUGAAGGAAUUUGAGAAUCAAGUCAGAGCCAUUAAUAAGCUGCGACACCCUAAUCUUGUUCGUAUUAGAGGUUUCUAUUGGGGAGAUGAUGAGAAGCUUGUCAUCUAUGAUUAUGUUUCUAAUGGAAGCUUAGCCAAUGUUGGUUACAGAAAAGUUGGUUCUUCUCCUUACUUUUUACCAUACGAAGUCCGGCUCAAGAUAGCAAAAGGAAUUGCAAGAGGAUUGACCUACAUCCACGAGAAGAAACACGUGCAUGGCAAUAUCAAACCUAGUAACAUUCUCUUAACACAAAAUAUGGAGCCUAUAAUCAGUGACCUUGGACUUCAUGGGCUAAUGCAUGGUAAAAAUAGCUGUAAACCGGAUAAUUCAGCCCGGCAUUUUGGUAGCAAGCGGUCCACGUCCUCCCGAGACGGUUUACAUGAUCAACCGGUUCAUGGUAGCCCUUACAUUGCCCCAGCCGGGUUCGUCGGGUGCACAUCCCCGUACCACGCGCCCGAGUCGCUGCAGAGCCUCAAGCCUAGUCCUAAAUGGGAUGUUUAUUCCUUUGGUAUUGUGUUGCUUGAGCUUCUAACCGGGAAAGUAUUUUCGGACCGGGAGUUGAGCCAGUGGACCACCGGUUCAGUAGUGGAUGACAAGAACCGGGUGUUGAGAAUGGCUGAUGUGGCAAUUAAAGCUGACGUGGAGAGCAAGGAAGAGACCACGGUGUCAUUGUUUAAGCUAGGGUUUAGUUGUGCAUCAUUGAAUCCACAAAAAAGGCCUACAAUGAAAGAUGCCCUUCAUAUGCUGGAUAAAGUACCAGGCUAUUCACAUUACUAAUCAUUAUGUUGGACCAAGAAAAGCUACUAAAGUAUUAUUAUUUGGGGUGUAAAGGGCUGUAGUUCUCUUUGUUCUUCUUUUGACUUAGAAAGAUUUUGCUUUGCUACAUAAAGAGGAGGAGAGCCGUUGUUGUAAUUGAUGAAAGUGUUGUAAGUUUGACGAAUUGAUCAAGAAUUUAUUUAUUUUGGAUUAACCUUC
Messenger RNA from Nicotiana attenuata, 2777 nucleotides. Its product is annotated as probable LRR receptor-like serine/threonine-protein kinase At4g37250. Gene Ontology annotation, biological process: protein phosphorylation. Gene Ontology annotation, molecular function: ATP binding; protein kinase activity; protein binding. Bases 228 to 2579 code for a protein of 783 amino acids. The transcript is spliced from 2 exons. NCBI's taxonomy places the organism in Eukaryota, Viridiplantae, Streptophyta, Magnoliopsida, Solanales, Solanaceae. The record is from RefSeq and is a predicted model, not a curated record.